This is a messenger RNA of Patella vulgata (common limpet), 2465 nucleotides long. Its product is annotated as diencephalon/mesencephalon homeobox protein 1-B. Gene Ontology annotation, molecular function: RNA polymerase II transcription regulatory region sequence-specific DNA binding; DNA-binding transcription factor activity, RNA polymerase II-specific. Gene Ontology annotation, biological process: regulation of transcription by RNA polymerase II. The transcript is spliced from 6 exons. NCBI's taxonomy places the organism in Eukaryota, Metazoa, Mollusca, Gastropoda, Patellidae. The record is from RefSeq and is a predicted model, not a curated record. Bases 312 to 1529 code for a protein of 405 amino acids.
AAACAGCCUAAGCUUCUGUAAAUCGCCGUUUCUAUCUGCCAAUUGGAACAGUAGACAUGCGCCACCGGUAGAUGACACUCUAGUGUUUCGACCAAAGUCAAUCACUCAUUACCAUGGUCGCUUAAAACUCUCUACUCUUCUUAGACGCUCAUUUACCUCCGCGACACGAAGUAGUGCACGUGGAUAAUCACUUAACUCGGAGAUCACGUAAAGUGGCAAUAUAACAUUGUGUCGUCUGCAAAAGUGGUUAUUAAUUUUUUGAACCUUAGUUCCGUGUGCAUUGUGUUAAUUCUUGUGCUACAACAUAUAAAAUGACGAUGCAGAAUUACGGAGGAUUUGGUUUACAACUACCGCAUCCACAGACUAUGUUUGGUCUUCCUCAUUCUCAGUCAUCAAUGAGCCAACCGUUGUAUCUGGGAGGACAAUUUCCGGGUGGACACCCCGGUUUACCACCAACAGUUCAGACAUUUGGUUUGGCAGAAAGGCUUGCAGAUAUUAUAUUAGAAGCCAGGUAUGGUGCUCAUCGUAAACAAAGGCGAAGUAGAACUGCUUUUACCAAUCAACAAUUAGCUGCUCUAGAGAAAACGUUUGGUAAAACACAUUAUCCCGAUGUCGUCAUGAGAGAGAGGUUAGCUAUGAUGACUAAUUUACCAGAAGCAAGGAUACAGGUCUGGUUUAAAAACAGAAGAGCUAAAUUCAGAAAGAAGCAGAGAGCAUCAAAGAAGAGGGAAGAUGGCGAUGACACUGAAGGUACACCGGCAACUGCAGACGUGGGAAAAGAUGAAGUCGGUUGUAGUGAUCACGGCAGUGGUGAAUUAGCUAGUAACGAAUCGCCGUGUGGUAUUCUCAGUGAACCAGAAGAUAAUGACAUGGUAGAUGAUAACAAUUUGUCAGUGGAUGUAGAAUCUAUAGAAGGCAGCCAUGAUGAAGAGUCUCCAUGUGGCACGGCUACUAACCCUAUCGGAUUAAUCCAAAGGGAAACAGAGAUUAAAAAUAAAGAUGAAAGGUGUAAAUUAGAUGACAAUGUAUAUGGUGAUAAAUCUGCUUCACCUUCCUCACCUAUACCACAUCUAACCUGUUCAUCACCAUCUUAUAGUUACAAUAAUAAAGCUACAGAAUCUGGUGCUCAGCGUAGUCCCGUUCCCUAUCAGUAUUCCGUUUCACAACUAGGAAUGUUUAACUUCCAACAACAGGCUCUAGCCAGUGCCAUGUUACAAAAACAGAUCCAAUUCCAACAAUCAUCAGUUCUACCUCAAAUGCCUUUGUUUCAUUUCCCAACCAACGGAGCUAGUCAACUGAAUAAUUGGCCGUCAUAUUAUCCACCUACCACUGUACCAGAGUCCACACAGUCGUCAGUUUCCCGCCCGGAGCACAUUCGAAUCCCACCCCCUGCACAUGCACCACCAAUAUCUUCCCCUAUUGGUUCGCCGUCUUCCACUACCAAGGACGCCAUUUUAAAUUCCAGUAUCGAAAACUUGCGCUACCGGGCAAGACAACAUGCGGCUUCUUUAGGAUUAUAUGAACAUUAAACAAGCGUGUGUAAAUAUAGAAUUAUAAAUACUGCAUAUUUAGUAUUUAGUGCUAUUACUUAUCUUUUGCGAAUUUUGAAAUUCAGAAGAUAAAGUCUGGAAAUGCAAUGCAAGUUUGAUAUUCUCAUAUAAAGUGUUUAGAUAUAUUUAAAACUUUAAAGUGCUAUAUAUUUAAAAGUGCUUUAAAAAGUGCUUAUACUGGGGGUAUGGUUCAGUAAUGAAAGAAAUCGGUCAGUUUUCAAUCGACUAUGGUCCAGUUCCUCUUGCAAACAUCUAUGUUAGAUAUUUUCCAGUAUUAUAUGUAGAAAAUGGUGUGGUUAACAACAUAUCGAUUCUUUGUAGUCAUUAUAAAUUUUGUCACAGGUAAUGUCUCAAUAUAAAGCUCAUGUCUCUGUAAACUUAAAAACGUCAUCAUGAAUUUUCUUUUUUUAAAAGUAUUUUUGCUGGUUAGAACCGGGUAUAUCUUCACUAAUUUGUAGAUACACGAGUCCAUGUUAUGGAUGCCUGUAUGUACUAUAAUUCUUCUUAUCAUGUGUGUAGCUCACGUGGAUACCAAUACGUCAUUAUUACAUUGUAUGGCGGUUUUUAGUUUUAAAAUCAACAGGCAUUAUGUUCGUAAGGAUGAGAGAUAAUUGUGUAAUACAUGUAAGAUUGUUUUAUUUCACUUCACCACCAUAUUAACUACAAUAUUUAAUAAUAAUAUGGCCUAGUUGCACUUCUUUAUAUUAUGCACCUGUAACGAUGUUUUGUCCUGUGACUAACUAUAGUAUUCAUUGCUGAGUAUAUUAAUUUAAGAUUCAGGUUCACGUGUAAAUUAUACUUUGUUAUUUUUCACUGCAGAUAUCGAUAUUCUCCGCAGUAGAAAUGUUAUGUGCCCCAAAUUUGUAUUACUAUUAUUACGAUAUGACAUAAAGUAUUAAAGUUGUAAAUUUGUAA